UCGUCAGUUUCCCGCCAAACAAGAGUCUCGAGUGCUCGUGGGCGGACGAGCGCUGUCUUUACUCGUACUUAUUUGCCUGUUUUUGUGAGUGAUUUGCUGUGUAGCGGUGUCCUACGGAUCCAGAGUGGCGGUUAAGUUGUUCCCCGAGGAUGACGAUGUUUCCUAGAGUAGGAGAGAAGCGGAGGAUCGACGACAUCGGCUUGGAGGACGAGGAAGCCAUCGGGGGCUUGUGCAGGUUGAGCGGGCGGCCGGUGUCCCCAAAGACGGCCAUGGAGCAGGAAAAGCGCAUUCGGCGGGAGAUCGCUAACAGCAAUGAGCGGCGACGUAUGCAGAGUAUCAAUGCAGGCUUCGCUUCCCUCAAGACGCUCCUGCCGCAUCAUGAGGGGGAGAAGCUGAGCAAGGCGGCCAUCCUGCAGCAAACAGCAGAGUACAUUUACCAGCUGGAGCAGGAGAAGACGCGACUUCUCUCCCAGAACUGUCAGUUGAAGCGGCUCCUAAACCACCAGCAGCACCAUGCUGAUGCUGAAGGAAGUCCAGCAGGAGGAGAGAGUCCCUGUGAUGAUGGAAGUAGUGGUGGUGAGGUUGUGGUUAGCACCCAGGUGGAUGGAGGCGGUGGAUCAGAGGACCUGCGGCGAGAGAUGAUCGAGUUGAGGGUUCAGCUAGACCGUGAGCGGCGCCAUCGCAUGUCUCUGGAGGAACACAUUCGUUCUCUGGAGGCCCCUGGGAUAGGCUUCCCUGAACGCAUCAAGGAAACAUCAUCUCAUUCCACUUCUAAGGUGGAAUUGCGGGAACCUAAAGUUGAGCCAGUGGUAGCACCUGUAACAGUGCCUGGCCAGGUGACCAGUGUGGUAGAAGUAACCACCACCCCACGAGCUCCCCUUACUACUACCUCCAUCAAGGCGGAGCCACUUAGCCCUUCCACUAACCUCCAGAUCAUUCCUUCAACACCUGCUACUGCUGUAGCACCCACCACCACCACCACCUCUGCAGUGGCUCCCCAGGCUGCUGUCACCACCACCACCACAACCACGGCAGUCAUAGGCCAGCCAUCACUACGGCAGGCUGUCCUGAGCCGGCAGUCACUGAACCCUAGUGGGCAUGGCAACCAGAUCCCGACCACUGUGGUGUCUGCAAGCCCAGCAACCACCAUUGUCACUGUUGUCCCCUCAGCCAAGGGUGGUAUUGAUGCACUUCCAUCAGUGUUUGAGGCCCUAACAGCUCCUGGAAGGAUUGGUGGCGCCAAGGUAGAGGUGGAACCAGCUCCACGCGUUCCCUCCCCAGAGACUACCAUUGAAUAUGUGGAUGAUGCCAAAAACCACACUGUGUAUAUUGUCAAUUCUACUAAUGCCGCCUGCCAGAAGUCUUUGGACACCAUUUGUGAAGCCAUCCGACACCUGGAGGGUGACCACAUGUUCCAGACAGAGGAGCAACACCCACGCCUGGAGGAGGAAAUCAUUACUGAUGAGACACUUACCAUUGAGGACCAUGUUGGGGAGCAGGUAACCCUGGCAGAGGAGGAGCCCAUUACCCUGCACAUGGUAGGAGAGCCACAGGAGGUGCCUCUAGAGCUGACCACCACUCAUCGCCCUAACACUCCACACUCCCGGUUGGCACCCCAUCAAGCAGCCACCAUUAGCCUCAAUUCAGGCACUGGAGGCCGCUUAGUGUCACACCCUGGCACCCGGCUUCCCCAGGCAUCCCCAACUGUAGAGGCUGUGCCAGUGUGCAGCAUCUCUACCACCACUUCCUCACCCUCCUCUACCUUACUACAACCUUCCAGACCGGGGGUCAUCGUAGUGAAGCAUCCCUAAAAUUCUUCUGACCUUCUGGGCAGGUUGACUGUGUUAAUAUGUUAAGGCAAGUAAGUUAAGCUGUUCUGACCAGUGGUGUUUUCCCACCCACAGCCAUGGGUGGUGUUCCUGACUGGCUGAAAUUGUAAAAUUGUGCAGUGACCAGCAGGGCCGGUUCUGCCACUGUUGUGAUGCUAUCUGUGCACGGCCAUAGAGGAGAAACCCCGAAUUGUAAAGCUUGUACAUAGUGUCUUUGGUGUAUAAAGUGUAGAAUAAGAACCCAGGAGAUGUGACAGCUCACUCUGCAUAUCAAGAGUGACUGGCAGCAUCCCAGGUGUCACCGUCAGCUUGGUUGCUACUCUGCUUGGAGGAAACUUAUUGCCACAUUUAUAUGUAGUCUCUGGGCAGGGCUUUGGUUUCACUGGUCCCACAGGCAGCAUGGCAUGGGAAGCCUAGGCAUUCAGCUCUUGUGCAUCUAUUUGAUUUAUUUUUGAUUGGAAGGAACUAAUUAUUUUAUGAUAAUGGAAAUAUAGUUAUUUUAUUGGUAUGAUUGUCUAGCACAAAACUGCUACUCUGAAAGUGUGAAUUGAAAGUCUGUAGGAUCAGUUUUUUUAACAGUGAUCUGUUCAAGGAUCAAUUUUCAUAACAAACAUUGUCACAAAUUAUUUAAGGUCAAAUAUGCUAAACAAUAUAGAAUGUCUUAAUGCAACACAAGAUCCAUAUUGAUAUAACAGUUCCAAAUCCAUGAUGUUGGGAUACUUAUGAGUUAAAGUAAAUUCAUAUCUUACAUCAAGGGAGCAGCAGCUAGUUGUCUGCAUGAAAGGACUGGGAGGUCUGCAGGGUUGGGGGCAUCUUUGUCUUCUGUUCAUCUAUACCUGCUUACAACAGACAUAAAUUGACAGUUGUUUUUAUUAGUUGAAAUAGAUGAAAUUACAUGAUUGCUCAUUACACUUGUGCAUUAUGUAUUAAGAUUUACAUAUAUAUAUAUAUAUAUAUAUAUAUAUAUAUAUAUAUAUAUAUAUAUAUAUAUAUAUAUAUAUAUAUAUAUAUAUAAAUGUGAAUUCUGCACAAAAAAGAAUUGGUGCUCAAAGCAAAGCCCUCCAUGCAGGAACUGUCCAUUUAGUGUAUUGAUUUUGCAAGUUACUUAUCAGGCAGAAGACAAGGAACACUGCACAUAAAGUAUACAUGUGUGUAUGUAUGCAUAUUGCCUGUGGGUGUGUAGCAUGUAUGUGUAUGUGCACAUAGUAAGUUGUAUAUAGAUUGGAAUGGUGGGAGGGCAGCGGUGCAGCACACGAGUGGCAGGUGUUCCCUGCACCACCGCUCACACAACUGUUGGCAGGAUUGUUUAACAUUUGAAGUUCAUUCAUUAAGAACUCUAUUUUGUUGAAAUAGUCACAGCCAAAAAUAUCGGUUUUCAAAAGAAUACAAGAUUGUUUUAUGAUGGAAGUUGGUUAUUUCUACAUAUUUAUCACGUUUAAAAAUACAGCAUUCUGUAAAAUACAGGAAAUUAUAUAGUGCAUAUAUUUAAGUAAUUUCUUUUCUCAGAAUGAGGAAUGGACAUUAUUAGGUGUUACAUUAUAAGUAUAUCACAGUGAUUAAUACACUGUGGUGCCAGUGUGACUGUCUACAAGAUUCCCAAUGAAAAGUGAAUCAAGAAUUCUUGUGUACUUUCAACAAUGUAAACUUUGUUGUAGUUCUGUACUCGGUGUGCUCCUGCUGGCAGCUUGCGUGAGCCAGAAGGUGCUGUGCUUUAAGGAAACUAAAUUGAUUGACAUUAAAACUGUACACUUAAUCUCUUUAUUCUAUUAUCAUGGUAGGGCAAGUGUGUGUGUGUGUGUGUGUGUGUGUGUGUGUGUGUGUGUGUGUGACAGCACAGGGGGCCACCUAGUGUUCCCAGAAUGCUGCUGUCUUUACUUGUAGGUAACAUGAGACUGGUAGCUUUAUUUUAAAUCUGGUGUAAAGGAAUAAGUUAAGUGCUGUGUAGUGUUGCAGUACAAGAUAAUGAAGGGUUAUGAAAUACCACAUAAAUACCAAGAACUUUUUGGGAAAAAGAUGCAGAAUUGAAGCCUAAAUUCUUUAAUGGUAGUUGUGUAGCAAGGGUCAUCCCCCUCCCCUCCCCUAUGUGUAUGCCUUCAGGGGCUGGGUUUAUAUGUAAUGAAGUUUUAUUUCUUAGCCUUUCCGUCUUGACAGUGUCCUAACUGGAAGGCUUCAGCAUUUGCUCAAGUAGGGUACUUUUGGACCAGUUCUGUUUUGGUAUAGGGGAUAACUUCGUCUGGUGAGGGAGAUUCAUAGCGAGGACGUAGUGGGGGAAAUAGUCUUUAUUCUAUUGAGAAUACACAAUAGUUAGGAAUUGUCUCAUGCUUAAACUCUUGCCAAAUUCUGAUCCUGUUUAUGACUAUUAUCUCUUGUCCCAGAAGAAAAUGGCUCACCUCACACUCCAUGGUAUAUUGAGGCAAGCAGUUGACAAGGCAUGUAUGAGCAGGGAAGUUUUGUAGUGUAAAUUAUUUGGAGCUCCAGAACUUAGCAGUCAUGUCAAAAGUUGUACAUUUUCCACAAGGAUCUGAGAUACACAUGCCAACAACCUCCUGCUCUUGUGUUGUCAACUGCUUGAUAUGGCUUUCAUAUUUUCUUAUUCUCAUUGAGGGUUUGUAAUUACUGUUUGUUACAAUUUCACUGUGAACCUAAUUACUUAAAUGCAGAUUCAUGUGUAAGUAUUAUUGGUGUACCAAGAAAAUGUUAAAAGGUUUUUCUGAAAUUUAGGCUCUGAGUGCAGUGAGUGAGGGCCAAGAUUGUUUUCCAGUGUUAGCAUUGAUAGGACUCAUGUGCACGUGAGAGUAUUUGAGCCGGUGAGACCAAUAAGGAAGAAUCCCUGGAGCUGGUACAGAUCUUAUUGGGUGUGUACAUUAGAUUCUUAUUGAAAAGUGUUGAGUUGGCAGUGAUCUUUGUGAAGUUCAAAGUUUAUGUUACACACCUCAUGUGAAAUUGAAAUACCAAUCGUUAUUUUUGUUUAUUUUUCUUGUAGUUUUCCAAGCCAGGUAAAGCAGGGCUUUUACAUGUGUGCCAAUUGAAUCUCAGAAGAAUAGAGAUAACUUGUCAUUUUCAGACAUAGUGGUUGGUCACUGCCAACUCUAACCAUUCUACGUCAAUUAGAAAAUUUGCACCCAAGUGCAAGAUGUUUGAAAGUACAAAUAUUUAUUACAAGCCUCUCGAGUUAUGACGUAUUGCAUUCCAGUUGGGCGUCAACAUUUUCUUCUGAAAAGCUGAAAACUGCCAGUAAAUUGUAAGGAGUUCAAUAAUUUCUUGACAUCAAAUAACAGUUUUGAAUCUAAGUUGUGGAGAGGAUGCUGAGGCCCAAUGGAAUGAGGCGCUGAAGGUCCUAUACUCUCACUGUCAUGUGCAGGAACCUGUGUGUACCCAAGGUGUUGUGCCACACUGGUGGGAGAGGACAGUCUGCACGCCAGUGUCACCUGUUUUCUGGUGCCAGCGUUUUUUCACACUUCCAGAUCUGCUGGCAGAUAAUUUUCUGCAUGGCUGCUUGGCAUACUUGUUAUCCACUUUAAACAUAUUUACAUCUGAAAUUGUUAGUCAAAUUGCAUCAUUGUUACUUUCCCACUGCCAUUUCAGAAUUUAGUGGACAUGAUUCUUGAAGGGAAGCCAUUAACUGUUUUCAUACAAGAAAACAUUAAAGAUGUAGAUGAGGAUAACAAGUUGCCCAGUUGGUGCAGCAUGUAGACUGUAAGACUGUAUACAAGCAGAUGUGGGACUAUGUGAUGUGGCACAGGAAUUGUUAGUUGCACACCAGCCAGAUGUGUGCAGUGGCCAAGGGAAGCCACAGAUUUUAAAUUUCACAAUUGUACAAUAAUUGUUGCAACAGCCAGACUCACUUUGGACACUGCUGAGGGUGCCCCUGACUACUACUUUAGGGUACUGUCAUUUCUUGUCUUUAUAAGCUGUUGUGGAUCAAGUCAGGCUGUUGCAAUGAUAACCCAAGAAAAGCUUUGUUAUUUGCCACCAUGUACAUCUGCAGGCUGACUUCUUAAAACCAAAGAUUUGUACUUUCUGUUACCCUGUCAGUUUUGUAAUGUCGGUAAUUUACAUUUGUUUAAGUUUUUGAACCUCGCAAAAAAAAAGAAAAUAAAAAAAAACUCCACACCUUUACAUUUUCUAGCAGGUGUCUGCUUUCAAUUUUUUUUACUUUCAUUUCCUUAUAAAUAUAUAACUGGAGAUAGAAUAUGAAAAAUCUCUCCUCUCUUGUUUAUAUAGAAUAUGAAAAAAAAAAUCUCAUCUUC
Messenger RNA from Portunus trituberculatus (swimming crab), 6079 nucleotides. RefSeq names its product helix-loop-helix protein 11-like (gene crp). Lineage: Eukaryota; Metazoa; Arthropoda; Malacostraca; Decapoda; Portunidae. The transcript is spliced from 8 exons. Gene Ontology annotation, cellular component: nucleus. Gene Ontology annotation, biological process: regulation of transcription by RNA polymerase II. Gene Ontology annotation, molecular function: DNA-binding transcription factor activity, RNA polymerase II-specific; protein dimerization activity; RNA polymerase II cis-regulatory region sequence-specific DNA binding. The coding region runs from base 150 to 1811 and encodes 553 amino acids. The record is from RefSeq and is a predicted model, not a curated record.